This is a messenger RNA of Dendronephthya gigantea, 2151 nucleotides long. Its product is annotated as inner ear-specific collagen-like. Gene Ontology annotation, molecular function: receptor ligand activity; tumor necrosis factor receptor binding. NCBI's taxonomy places the organism in Eukaryota, Metazoa, Cnidaria, Anthozoa, Malacalcyonacea, Nephtheidae. The transcript has 9 exons. The record is from RefSeq and is a predicted model, not a curated record. Gene Ontology annotation, cellular component: membrane. Gene Ontology annotation, biological process: immune response. The coding region runs from base 114 to 1127 and encodes 337 amino acids.
UGAGCCGCUUCAGUGCACGAAGUCUGAGCUUCCUCAGCUGACGAAAACAUCGAAGCUAGGAGCAUAGUGUGUUCAUGUUACUCUACAUCAGCUUUACAGGAAUGUAGUGCGAUAUGGCCUCUAAAGGUACAAAAUACGUCGAGCUGCCAGUAUAUGUCAUAAACAUUGGCCUCUUGUAUGGUGUUUUAGUCACGAGUGGUCUAGUGCUAGCGUGGGUAACAAUAUACCGCCAUGAACAGAGUAUUGCAGAGUUGAGACUAAUGUUGAAUACACAAGAGGUUGAAAACAAAGUGUAUCCAUCUCAAGCUGUCAAUACUGCGGUCGUUACGAGUGGUAAAAACGACAUCCUUAUACAGGAAGACGAUGACGAGGAAAUAGACGAGAGUCGUCCUCGGUUAAGACGAGCCAAAGGAAAGAAAAGAAAAAGGAAAACUGAGUGCAACGAAAAAUGUGUCGGCCAAAAAGGUGCAAAAGGCGAAAAAGGUGCAAAGGGAAAAAAAGGAAGAGGAAAACCGGGUAAGACUGGACCUCGUGGACCGCGGGGGGAUCGUGGUGAAAGAGGUUUUCAAGGGCCUACGGGUAAUACAGGUGAUAAAGGUGAUAGAGGAAUUGUUGGUAAUAUAGGAGAUAAAGGAGAAAAGGGGGAUAAAGGAGAAGAAGGUAUUCCUGGAAUAAAAGGAGAUGAAGGAAAACCAGGAGAAGCAUUGAUGUACUCAGAAUCAGCCCAUAUUGUUGGUAGCGGUGAUAUGGUUCCCUCUGCCCCAGCUCCUGGAGAUGUUUAUAAAAUCACAUCCUGGAAGGAACAACAUCGAUCUGGUGAAAUGGAAUAUGACCAAAAUGGCCAUUUAACCAUAAACAUCGAGGGUGUUUACUUUGUUUACAGUCAAAUGUUUUAUUUUGAUCGUAACAACACUUACACAGGUUUCAAUGUUUAUGUUGACAACAGAAGAAUCUUGAAAGCGAUAUACAGCAUCGUCGAUUUUCAUAGACCAUACCAUACUCAAUUUAUAAGUGGAGUUUUUAAGAUCAACAAGGGCCAGCGUAUUUGGGUAGGAACAACAAUUAAAAGAAAAUAUUUUUUCAACGAAAGUUCGGCAUUUUUUGGUGCAUUUAUGUUGCAUCCUUAACGCAUACGAUUAUCGCUGUAAGAUUGAGAGAACAAGCGUAUGAAGUCUUUUGUAAAGUCCUAGCCUUUUGUAAAUAAAUCAUCUCCCAUCAAUCAUUUACCAUAAUAUUACGCCACUAGUCCACAUGUGAUUCUACAGUAAUGAUUUGAAUUAUCAAGACCACCUCUUUUUUAUCAAAUACUAAAAACUAAACUAUACACCUUAUUUAAAUUCAACCUAACGAGAACGUUUAAAAGCGGAAACAAAUAUGUUCAAUCAUAUGGUUUAAUCAUUAGAACUCCAGGAUUAUCAAUGGAUAGUAUCGUGAACGAAACAAGAGGGAUACAAGGUGAAAAUGAGACUGUUUUUAGACGCAAAAAUUUUAUAAAAAAAAUUAAAAAACAUCUUUUUAUAACGGCAUCUCAAUCGUCUUCUUUAUUAUGGUAAAUCAUUAUGGUAAAUCAUUAUGGGAUCAUGCAUAUUCUGGCCGGCAUUAAUAAAAUAAAUAGAAUUUCUGUUUUUAAAAGAAAUUUCAGCAAUUUGUAGAAAAAAUAUAACACACAAGAUUGUAAAUAACUUUGGGAAGCAUUCAUUUGUAUUGGGUAAUGAUAUAAAAUGUAAAUAUUAAUUGUAGAUACUGUUUCCUAAAUUGAUAAUAUUAAAUUGCUUUAGCUAUGAUCCUGUUACAUUACUAACAAACCAAUAACAAACCAAUGCAAACUAUCUUGCUAUAGACAGAUCGACUAUAGGUACGAUUCAGGUAUUUCAUAAAGUUUCUUAAAUAAAUAGCUAACAUCUGUAGGUAGUAUUAUACAUAUAUUUAAUUUCUCCUCAGGUAUCAAGAUCAUGCAUAGUUCGUUGUGCUCAACCCACAGGCAUUCUUUUUCCGUUUUAUUAAUAUUACACUAUGUAUAGUAUACAUUCAAGGUUUUCUAUUCAAGGUUUUCUACCAACUUUUUAAUUCAUAUUAAAUGUUAUUCACAUGCCAAUGUGUGUUCAUUUUGUUGGAUUCGAUUUCUCUGUGAUUAAAAACAGCGUGCAGGAC